CCAAGCUGUUGGUGAUCGAAGUGAAGACUAUUUCCUGUCAUUAUAGUCGGCGCGCUCCUUCUCGACAGUCCAUGGACAUCCAGGCCAGCUACUGGGCCCGUGGGCCCCAGAGCCGCACGUGUAGGCUGCGCCCGGGAUCCCCUGAGCCGCCACCCCGCCGACCCUGGGCCUCCAGGGUGCUGCAGGAGGCGACCAACUGGCGGGCGGGGCCCCCCGCCGAGGUCCGAGCCCGAGAACAAGAGAAAAGAAAGGCGGCGUCGCAGGAGCGGGAGGCCAAGGAGACCGAGAGAAAAAGGCGCAAGGCUGGCGGGGCCCGACGGAGUCCCCUAGGUCAGCCCCGCCCAGAGCCCCGGAACGCCCUUCGGGCGGCCCAACCUACAGGGUUUCCAGUUUUCUCCAGACCAGAGCGCUUCGGGCCGGUGGGGCGAGCGCCGCGACCAUCCGUGCUCCCGCAGGGUGACCCAGGGGUUGCAUGGGCGGGGCCAUGGGGAAGCAGAAGGCCAGGGCCCCCUAGCUACGAGGCUCACCUGCUGCUGAGAGGCGCUGCAGGCACAGCCCCAAGACGCCGCUGGGACCGGCCGCCACCCUAUGUGGCUCCACCUUCUUAUGAAGGUCCCCACAGGACCCUGGGGACUAAGCGAGGCCCGGAGCUCUCCCGGGCGCCCACCUCUUCAGCCCCAAUUCCAGCCACCACCAGGACAGAGGGAGGGCGCACGAAGAAGAGGCUGGAUCCUCGAAUCUACCGGGAUGUUCUAGGAGCUUGGGGUCUCAGACAGGGACGGGGACUCUUAGGAGGAGCUCCGGGCUGUGCAGCAGCCAGAGCUAGGCCAGAGUCUUGCAAAGGGGCCGUAGAGAAAAGCUCAGGCCUUGCUGCUGCUGGCUUGAACAGUGCUGGCGAUGGUCAUUCCCAAGCCAAACCGACUGGCAGUCCAGGCACCGAGGCCGCUCUCUCUGGGUCCACGCCCAGCAGCCCACCACGUCCUGUUCCUAGGUCCAGGCAGCACCUCAGGGGGUCAAGGAAAGGGAAAGAAGGAAGUGAGCAGAGAUGGCUUCCCACAUGUUGGCUUGCCUCCCCUAAAAAGCCUCCGGUUAGGCAUAGCCAGACUCUCCCUAGACCCUGGGCUCCGGGAGGCACCGGGUGGAAAGAGUCCCUGGGUCAAAGGGAGGGCACAGAACGUGAGACCCUGGAAGUUUGGAAGGUGACCCGCCGUGCCCACACCCUGCCCCGCUGUUCCCGAGGUCCCGCUGGUAGGGAAGGCAUCUUUGUCAUUGACGCCACAUGCGUGGUGAUAACGUCCCAGUACGUUCCGACCCCUCGAGCCCAGCAGGGUCAGCUCGAGCCCUCUGGGGAGUCAUGCAUUGUGAGCGACAGCCUCAAGCAACCUAAGCCCUGCCAGGAGGAGGAGGGGGCCGCUGCCAACCCUUCAGUUUGCCAAAAGCGACUGUUGAGCAGUCGAGUCUUAAACCAACCGAGCGAGGGCCGCGAGUACGAGGCUGAGGGCAGACAGCGGGGGGAUUCUUCCUUGGAGGAGCGCUCCUCCAGCGGUUUGGGGUUCCCUGUCGGCGGCGAAGUGAACCCGCGAGAUGCCCCCACGCAGCCAGGUAGCCCAGAGCACCCGACCUUAGGCCCAGCGGCUCCAGGAUGCUCGGGCGGCGUGAAGGGCUCAGAAGCGGCUGGGGUCCCGCGGCGCGCGGGCGGGGGCUGGCCGCGGACUCCAGGGCCCUACGCCGGGGCCUUGCGGGAAGCCGUGUCCCGCAUACGCCGCCACACCGCCCCAGAUUCGGACUCGGACGAAGCCGAGGAUCUCAGCGUCCACAGUGGCUCCUCUGAUGGAAGCGACACAGACGCCCCAGGCGCCUCCUGGCGGAAUGAGAGGACCCUGCCUGCGCUUGGGAACACCCGGCCCAGGGAAGGCGGCCAGGCAGCCGAGCUGAGCGACAGUAUCCCGGAGAUUCUAGACGUCAUCAGACAAACCGAGGAAGGCCUAGUCCGAGAGGACACCGGGAAAACGCCACAGGGAAACAGAGAGAGGGAGUGAGCGAUGCCCCUCUUUGUUCUCGUGUCGCUCAGCCCAUCCACCCUUGGGCUCAUCGCACUCCUUUUCUCUCUCCAGGCUUCGUUUGCUUCCUUCUUUCCCACCUAUACCUGUUCCCACACUUGAGACAGAGGGGGUGGGGGGGGAGGAUCGAGGGAAGGCAGCAUUCGCCAACUCAAGGGUUAGGUUCAGGGAAAUCGAGGGUGGGAUCCCACACCUGCCACAUUCGGUGUGGAACUGAAUGUGGGGAUGGUGGCCAUGACGGUCAGGGCAGGGUCCCUGACAGGAGAUAAAAAGUCAUGGAGAGGCUUUGAACCUAGUGACUGAGUGGAGGAGACAGAGGGACUUUUGGCAGAGAAGAAAUGAACGCAUUACACACAACCAGCAAACUGGCAAGAGGGCUGCUCUCUUUGAUGUUGCAAGUCAAGUUUCAGUUCCAGCUCUGCCACUGACCUAGCUGGUGGAUCUCAGAGUAACUAUUUUUUGCGCCCGGGCAUCCCGGACUUGUGUAAAUGUAAAAUGAGCGCUUUCUGCCUCCCAUUCUUUUGUCCCUGGGAUUUUUGUGAAUAAGCGAGUAGAAGCUGAGGUUUCUUACCCACUUAGGCCAUCCUCAGUUCAGAAGACUGUCAAGGUUUUCAGAUUUAAACGGACAAAGGGCUUCUACUCCAAUUUCCCAAGUUUAGGUGAGUGCUCCCCAAAGCAGGGCAGGAUGAAGGCCCUACCCAUCACUGCCUCUGGCCUGCUGUGGUCCGAGCUGGAGAGGGAAGGUAGACAAUGAAUCAGUUGGGGACACUUUUAGGCCUUCCCCCGUUCCUUCAUCUCUGGUCCUUAGUGACGCUCUGAAGUGUUGCCGGGAUUUUCCACGCAGACGGUAUCGCCCACCGGAUAGGACCCUGACAAUGUCCGUGUCUCUCCAAGGAAAACAGCCAGGCGAGGAGAAAGGUUGAUCUUCAGCGGACGGUGCGGGGUGUGAUACUCGCUGUGGCCACUACGGGGCGCGCGCAGGUCGCGGAUUUCCCCGGUUGCUGGUGCUCGAGUGCCCCUACACCAGCACUGCCAGUUAUCUGGAUCCCCAGUCACCGGGCGCCGGGUUCCUGCCUUGACACCUCCAAACCGCGCGCGGGGCCGGGAGCAGGACUCCGGUCUCCCAGACUUCUGGGGCGCGCCGAGCCCUUCUUUGUAUUAAUCCACCCACGCCAACCGGUUUGAGACCGACAUUUAAGCCCUUUUUGUUCUUUCUUUUCUUUCUUUCUAUUUUUCUUCUUCUUUUUUUCCAACCCUGGGCACUUCCUCUGUGUCUGCCAUUUACUAGCCAUGUGACCUUGGCCAAAUCACUUCACCUCCCUGAGCCUCAGUUUCCUCAUCUGUCAAAUGGGGGUUUAUAAACACCUACCUCGCAGGGUUGUUGUGAGGAUUUAAUGAGGUAAUGUAUAUAAGGCGUCUUACACAGUGCCUGGCACAUAGUAGGCGCCCAAUAAAUCUACCAGUCCCUUUAUGCA
Molecule: messenger RNA, 3535 nt
Organism: Mastomys coucha (southern multimammate mouse)
Lineage: Eukaryota; Metazoa; Chordata; Mammalia; Rodentia; Muridae
Gene: Ddn
Product: dendrin
Exons: 2
Coding region: 72-2039 (655 amino acids)
Source: RefSeq, a predicted model, not a curated record